AUGGAAGAAGGUUUGCUUAAUAAGCUUCAAAGUUUUUCUCUUACAGAGGAGGAGGAUGUGGCUAUUGAUUUUAAUACUGAAGACAUUGCAGAAGACUUGGAGGAGUGUGUUUUGAGUGUUUAUGUGAAGAUUUUGUCUGAGAAAUAUGUUAACACCGUAGCUCUAAAGAAUACAAUGUCGGGGGUUUGGGGGUGUAAAGAUUUGGGAGUUAUGAGGAUUUCAUCUAAUAUUUUCCAAUUUUUCUUGAAGGAGGAGAGGGAGAUUUACAAAAUCCUAUUUCAAGGCCCAUGGUGUUUUGAUAACUCUUUGAUUAUCAGUUACAGAUGGUUCAAAGGUAUUGGUGUUAAAUCAGUUCCUUUUGAUUUGGUCCAAUUUUGGGUUCAUGUUAAUGGUCUUCCUCGCGAAUUACCCUUUCGUUGUGGAAUUAAACUCCGAGAUAGGAUGGGGGAUACCCAUUUUGCCUUGUUUCAAUACGAAAGGCUACCAUAUAUGUGUUAUCACUGCAAUAAAGUUGGGUACACCAUGAAGCAAUGCACUGGGCUAAAUGCAACUUUGGAAAAGGAAGAAGGGAAGGGUUAUCAAUAUGACAAUUGGUUGAACGCUACUGUUACUAAGUCUAAGUUGGUUCUACGGCACUGGACUGAUUCUGGCUCAUCGAAAAUUGUGCCGGUGGCUUCUACAUCGAUUCUAGAUUUGGGGCUUGAUCAUGGGCAAUUUCAAGGGGAUUCUAGGCACAAUGGUGGGCCAGAAAUCAGGGACUGCAAUCAAAGGAUCUCUACUAUUAAUGAGAGAAUUCUGGGAGAGGCCUCUAUGGUUAGUGAACUAUAUGAAGUGGGCUUAACCUCAGAGUAUCCAACUACGGUUCAUAUGGAGCAUUUGGAGUCUGUGGUAAACACGGACUCAUUCACUAAAGACUCCAAGGACCCAAUUCCACGGGAAGACAUUUCUUUUUCUGGAGAAAAGUCUCUGUCUUCCGAGCUACACAUUGGGACAGUUAGGGCUUUGAAGUUGGUUAGCAAAGGUAAAGGUAAAGGGACGUGGUCCCGCAAGGCUAAAACUUCUACUCUAGCUGAAAAUUGGGAAAUCCAGGAGGUUAAGGUGGGUGGUAAGAGGCAGAGAGAAGACCUAGGGUGGCCAACAAAUUCUGGAAAAGGCAAUGCUUCUUGUAAGAAGGCUCAAGUAUUACAAUCUACAUCUCUCAACUCAUCAUUAUCAGCGGAGACUGUUGAUUAG
Messenger RNA from Ilex paraguariensis (yerba mate), 1233 nucleotides. NCBI's taxonomy places the organism in Eukaryota, Viridiplantae, Streptophyta, Magnoliopsida, Aquifoliales, Aquifoliaceae. The record is from the annotation of a GenBank genome assembly.